Rhopilema esculentum is the source of this 4266-nucleotide messenger RNA. RefSeq lists its product as uncharacterized. Lineage: Eukaryota; Metazoa; Cnidaria; Scyphozoa; Rhizostomeae; Rhizostomatidae. The record is from RefSeq and is a predicted model, not a curated record. Gene Ontology annotation, molecular function: ATP binding; RNA helicase activity; zinc ion binding.
GGUGGGUCAUUUCCACGAGGUACAAAAUUUUUCGUUCCUUGUCCCGUGGAGGUCCCUAGCCAAGCCAUCAGUGCCGAGAGCGUUGGGAAAAUUCUAUGAAUUAGUUCCUUCGCCAACCAUUUUGUUUUAGAAGCAGAGAAUCAACUAAUAGAUAAGGCCAACCAUGGGUGACGAAGACUGGGACGAUGGGGAUACCUCAGCCACCACAUUUAGCUUGGCACCAACCAGUAAUGGCAAUUCUGAUGGCUGGGACAAUGGCCAAUCUAGCUCCAGUAGCUUAGGUGGAGGUUUUGGCAGAGGGUUUAGUGGUGGCUUUGGAGGAGGCAUUGCUGGUGGUAAAGAUGCUGAUGAUGCAGGAACAUCUGGUGGGGGCUAUGGAGGCUUCGGCCGUGGCAAAAGCUCAGGGGGUUUUGGUGGAGGAAAAGUAGGUGGUUCUUCUGGUGGUUCUGGUUGUCGUAUUUGUGGAGAAGAUGGUCAUUUUGCGAGAGAAUGUCCCAAUAAGGGUCAGUCAUCAGGUGGUGGGGGCUCAGGAUGUCAUAAAUGUGGAGAAGAUGGUCAUUUUGCGAGAGAAUGCCCCAACAAGGGUCAGUCAUCAGGUGGUGGGGGCUCAGGAUGUCAUAAAUGUGGAGAAGAUGGUCAUUUUGCAAGGGAAUGCCCAAAUAACCAGUCUUCUGGUGGUGGGGGCUCAGGAUGUCAUAAGUGUGGUGAAGAUGGUCACUUUGCAAGAGAUUGUCCAAACAAGGGACCUGACACAUGCAGAAAGUGUGGUGAAACUGGACAUUUUGCUCGAGAUUGCACUAAUGAAGAUGCCAAUGGAGUGAAUGAAGAUGGCACCCCGAAGCCAGCUCCUGUGACCUAUGUACCACCUGAUCCAUCAGAAGAGGAGCAAGAAGUGUUUCGAACCAUUGCACAAGGACUGAACUUUGACAAAUAUGACGAAAUUCCAGUAGAAGUGACUGGCAAUGGGAAAAUGCCACAACCUAUCAAGACAUUUGAACAAGGAAACUUAUAUGAGGCUUUCUUAGUUAAUGUCAGAAGAGCAAAAUAUUUGAAGCCAACCCCAGUACAGAAGUAUGCUAUACCCAUCAUUUAUGCUGGCCGUGACUUGAUGGCAUGUGCACAGACUGGUUCUGGAAAAACAGCUGCUUUUCUGCUCCCUGUUCUUAGUAAGAUGAUGGAAGAUGGCCUAACAGGCAGUCGUUUUUCAGAAAUACAAGCUCCUGCUGCACUUAUCAUAUCUCCCACCCGUGAACUCACAGUUCAGAUCAACAUGGAGGCCCGAAAGUUCUCUUACCAAACAUCAGUUAGACCAGUGGUAUGUUAUGGUGGAGUUUCAGUGGCUCAUCAGCUAAGGCAAAUAGAAAAUGGUUGUCAUAUGCUGGUUGCCACUCCAGGAAGAUUAAAGGAUUUUGUAGAAAGGAGAAAGAUCAGCCUUGAAGGUGUAAAAUACCUUAUUUUGGAUGAAGCAGACAGAAUGUUAGACAUGGGUUUCUUGCCAGCCAUUAAAUCUAUUGUCAAUGAUUUCAACAUGCCCUCGAAAGACGGCAGACAAACACUUAUGUUCAGUGCUACUUUCCCUGAAGAAAUCCAGAACCUUGCUGCUGAAUUUUUGAAUGAUUAUGUUUUCUUGACUAUUGGCAAAGUAGGUGGGACAAGUUCGGACAUUGAGCAAGUCAUAGAGGAAUUACCAGAGUCUGAAAAGAGAGACAGGCUGAUUGAGAUUCUCAGUAGUGAGGGUGCAAACAAGAAUCUUGUUUUUGUUGAAACCAAACGCUCUGCAGAUUUUCUUGCAAGUUUGCUGUCACAGAAUGGUUUUCCAACAACAAGUAUCCAUGGUGAUCGAUUUCAACAGCAAAGGGAAGAGGCAUUGAGAGAUUUCAGGAGUGGUCGUUGCUCAGUUCUCGUAGCAACAGCAGUUGCUGCCAGAGGUCUGGAUAUUGAAGAUGUAAAGCAAGUUGUGAAUUAUGAUCUACCUCAAGAGAUUGACGAAUACGUUCAUAGAAUUGGUCGUACUGGAAGAAUAGGAAACCAGGGCAGGGCCAUUUCAUUCUUCAGUAAAGGCAAGGAUGAGGGUCUUGCAAGAUCAUUAGUUAAAGUUCUUUCUGACGCGAACCAGGUUGUGCCAGACUGGCUUGAAGAGGUUGCUGAAACUGCCCUUGGCACAGGUUAUGGUGCGAAAGGAGGAGGAAAAUAUGGAGGCAAAGAUACUCGAAAUUUUUCUAAGUCAAAUAAUGAUGACUUCAGCAACGGUGGUACCAGCAGCUUUACAAAUGGUGGUGGUGGCUUUGGGGAUUCUGGCGGUGGUGGUGACGAAGAGUGGUAGAUCAAGCUCGCUGUAUCAUCAAUUCAGUUCUGUUUCACUCACAAAACAAUGUUUGCAUCAUUUGAUGGAAACAGGCUCAUCAUUCACAGAGUAUUGUUGCAUUUUUUGUAUCAUCGACUUGGUAACUCUCGCAGGUUGAUUUACGGAAGACGCAUACCCACUGCUGCAUAAAUCACCUUUGCAGAUGUUAUAUUUUCUAUAAUCAUGUGCAUGUAUUUAGUUGCAGGGUUGUUUUUUAGACAUUGAUUGGUGUAUAUAAAACUGUUCCAUUGCAGUCCCUUUAACUUAUCUGCAUGAUCCAGUGUAGCUGUUUGUUUUGUUACAUUCUCUAGAAAUGUCAAUGUUGUGAUCUAUGUCAGUUCUAGAGGCCCCGGGAAAGGGACCCUACAAUAGACGAACCCGGCAAUAAACGAACCCGGUAAUAUACGAACCCUGUGUGUCAACAUGCCAUCGUCUUUAUCUUUAAAAAAAGUCUGCUUAUAGUUUAUUGAAUUCAUACAAUUGAUGCUUAAACCAAGUGAAUGAAAUCGUCAAAUAAGACUGGUUUUUAAGGUUUUGAAGAUGAGUUUGGUCGAAAAGGAGGACAUAGUUUAGUUGGUAAUCGAAAAGGACUUGCCGAUUGCAAAAAACCUGUUUAUAAAUUUAUUCCACCCUGCAAAAUCUUCGCACCUUACAGUUGAGAAGUAUGACGACAUAAACCAUACUUUUAGAAAUUGCUAUGGAAGACAUCAAUAUGUUAGAAUUCAAUAAGAUCUGUUAUAAAUUGACCGAGAUUGAAAAAUCUGGAUAUUCCUAAAAGGCUACUUGUUAUUUUGGCUUUGUUCAUAGAAUCUGGUACAAACACCAAAUCACAGUGGCUUGAUGGGGCCAGUGAGUGAUUUGUUAACCGAUUUUCGUUGGAUUUGCCUUUGCUGUCACAAUUACGGUUAUUUCAUAAUGUCUGUCCUAGUAACGCGAUCUUAGUUCACAUAUUCUAAUAAUAGAUGCUUAUGACGUCAUCACUUUUUAACGACUGGAAAGAUAAUCAGUCCUUUGGUCAUUCGAGUGUUUUGAGUGUAAUGCAGCGACAAAAUAUUUUUGAAACCGCUGACAAAAGCUAUAAAUCGUUUGAAAUACAAUUGAACCUUGUUAGGUCGUACUCCGGACAACUCGGACUUUCCCUAGAUCGUACUGGUUCAAAGUUCCCAUUGGAUAUUCCUACCUUACUCCAGCCAAAAGUCGUACUUGGCAUAAGUCGGACAUUCGCGAAGUCGGGCCAUUUCCUUGUCCCUAUUGAAAAUCCGACUUAAAAGGGUUUCAAUUGUAUUACUAUUUAUAAACAAUGUAAAUCAAGGAGGGGGUGCAGUUGUCAUAUUCUACCUAUUUAAAUUGGCUUUUUUUCUUAGUUUGUUGCCUUUUAUUGUACCUUUCUCAUGUGAGUGAUAACAGAUCCUGCUCUUAUCGCACUUGUUAGCGGGAGUAUUUAUUAAGAAAAGUCCUCAAAGUAAACAAUACGUGUAUACUUAAUUUAAUAAAGUUAGUUAUCAUAGAUUCACAUUUUGAUAAGAACCGCCAACGAUAUAACUAUUUUUCGCCGUCUUAAAAUUAGGAAAAGGAAAAAUGUGAUUAGGAAUGUUAAUUCACACUGCUUAUACAUAUUGUUUAUUUCCAGAACUUGUAUCUUGGUCCAGCAAUAAAGAUAUUACACAAACAUUUCACGUUUGCUUGUUCACAUGAGUGACAAAUAUGAUAAAAUGACUGCAAGAGUUUUUCAGUAAAAUGCUACCUUGCAGAAAUUUGUGUGGUAAUCGUUUUAUGCCCGUGUAAAUUGUUCUAAAUCGUAUAUGUUGUCAUUUAAAACCCACGUUUUCAAUUAUCUGUGGAUGCUUGCAAAAAGAUACUAUUAGUUGUAUAAUGUUAUAUUGAUAAAAUGUUCUGUUAUAGUUAAGCAAUAUUAGAUAGGA